Messenger RNA from Setaria italica (foxtail millet), 660 nucleotides. RefSeq names its product serine carboxypeptidase-like 50. Gene Ontology annotation, molecular function: serine-type carboxypeptidase activity. Lineage: Eukaryota; Viridiplantae; Streptophyta; Magnoliopsida; Poales; Poaceae. Gene Ontology annotation, biological process: proteolysis. Bases 1 to 660 code for a protein of 219 amino acids. The transcript has 2 exons. The record is from RefSeq and is a predicted model, not a curated record.
AUGGAGAUAAAGCACCGCCAUCUCCCACUGGUCUUCCUCCUCGCGCUCUCGCUCCUCUCCCUCACCUUCCGUUACCACCUAUUCCUUGCCCAAUGCUCAUCCCCGUACACCGCCGACGUGCUCCUUUGCCGUCUCGCCGCCACUAAUGUCACCGCACUAGCGACCGCCACACUGCUGCUCGUAUCGUUACAAGGCGGGCUCGGGUGCUCCUCGGUCAUUGACAACGUCGCCGAGCUUGGCCCCUACCUCCUCCUCAACUCCACAGGGCUCUCGCGCAACCGGAACCGUUGGAACCACCACUUCAUCGUCAUCUUCAUUGACAACCCGCUCGGGUCUGGCUUCAGCGCGCCAGCAUCCAAGUUAGACAUCCCCAGGGACGAGCCCACCAUCGCCGCGCACCUCCUCGUGGCUCACCAGUCAUUCAUGGCACUCAACCAGAGCUUCCGCGCAUGCCCGCUAUUCUUUGCCGGCGAGAGCUACGCUGGCAAGUACAUCCCCGUGGUCACCAAGCACAUCCUCGACUCGAACAACAAGCUCCCCGUGGGCCGGAGAGUGAACCUGCAGGGCAUCGCCAUCAGCAACAUCAUGACACACCCCAUCGCACAGGUUACCAUGCACGCCGACCAGGCCUACUUUGCUGGGCUGAUCAACGCCAAGUAG